AUGGAAACAAGUCCAGUAAAUUUGAGAUCUGAGAGUAAAAGUAAGCAUAUAGAAGACAGAAGCGUACCAGAAGAGAAAAAAGAUUUAGAAACUAUACAAUCUGAAGAAAAUGAAAAUAGUAAAGAACUUGAUGAUUUAUCAGCGUGUGAUGCGGUUCCUAUAGGGAAAGACAAAAAGGGAUCUUCCGAAAACCCAAAGAAUAUGGAAUUGUUGGACGCAAUGAACAAACUGCUUGACAAUAUGAAUAACCUAAAGGUCAAAUCAACGAUCGAAACUAAAGAACCGGAAUCCUCUGAAGCUCUCAAACCAGAUACAAAUACAGAAAAUGUGAAGAGUGCCUUGAAUGCAGAAGGCUGUGGAGUUGCCCCAACUAAUGUUACAGUGCAGAAUCUACCUCCUUUACGGUUUCAUAGAGUCCAUGGCGAGUAUAUUAAGAUUUCUGACGACUAUUGUACUGCUCGACCAGACAUAUCAGCAAUACAAAACAACCAAUCACUUCCAGGCUACCAAAAAUAUAUUGUGUUCAGCUCCAGGCCCAUCGCUAUUGGUGAGAAGGUGUACAUGCGGCUGGAAACAGUUCCAAAAACAUUCCUGGAAUACUUCGGCUUUGGCAUUACCGAAUGUAAUCCGUACACCAGAGUCGACCUUAAUUUAAAUAACAGUUUAAAUUAUUUUUCAAACAACUUUUCUAAUAAGAAUAAUACCCACUAUUUCUGCGUGGAGCCGUCUGGAAUGGUGGGUGUAUCAUUCAUUGAUUCUCCAAAUAAUAAUGAAACUGAAGAGUUAAAACCUCUGAGUUUAGAGAAGCCUUUACCACCGACUACUAAUGCUUUAACUGAUCUCGGUAAGAAUAAUCAGAAAUGGGAUAUUAAAGAAGAAGAAACUAAACUGAAACCAGAUGGGGAAGCAGACUUAGAGAAGAAGACAGUAGGAAAUGAAGAAAGUGAAAACGCAGCACUUGGCGGAGAUAGUGGAGUGGCCGACACCAAUGUCACAGUGCAGGAUCUACCUCCUGUACGCUUUCAUAGAAUCCACGGCGAAAAUAUUAAGAUGUCUAACGACUAUUGUACGGCACAACCAGUCAUAUCAGAACUAUCAGAAAUGGAGAAAGACGCACCAUUUUCAGGCCAACAAAAAUAUAUGGUGUUUACCUCCAGGCCCAUCGCUAUUAAUGAGAUGGUAUACCUACGCCUGGAAACAGUUCCAAGGUCAUUCGUGGAUCUCUUUAGACUGAAAAAGCUACUUGACGAUGUCAGUAAUCUUAAUCUUAAUUCAACAAUGGACAAAGAAAAACCGAAGUCCUCUGAAGCUCUCAAACCAAUAACAGAUACAGAAAAACUGAAGAGUCCCUUGAAUGCAGAAGGUAGUGGAAUCGCACCCACCAAUGUCAGAAUGGACAAUGAUCUACUUCCCCUACGGUUUUAUAGAAUCCAUGAAAAUAUCAAGAUCUCUGACGAUGACCGUGCCUCACAACCUGUAAUAAUAAACGAUAAAUCGUAUUUAGCAGCCUAUGACUGUGUCCUAUUUAGCUCCAGGCCUGUCGCUAUUAAUGAAAAGGUCUACCUACGCCUAGAAACAGUUUCAAGGAUAUACUGGGAUCACUUCGGCUUUGGUUUUACUGAUUGCGAUCCGAAAACCAUAGUUAACCUUAAAGAAAAACUGGCAUCCUCUAUGGCUUUUAAACCAAAAACAAAUAUAGAAAAUGCCAAGAGGCCCUUGGAAGAGGAAGAUUGCGCCCUUUCCUCUACCGAUGUUGCAAUGAACGUUCUAACUCCACUACGUUUUCAUAGAGUCCACGGCCAGGCUGUAAAGAUCUCUAACGACUAUUGUACUGCAAGUGUGAUACUAAAAGAGCAGCCUUUCUUAGUGACUCAUGAAGGUUUCGCCUUUAGCUCCAGGCCUAUAGCUAUUAACGAGAAGGUGUAUCUACGUCUUGACAAAGUUUCAAGACCCUACAUAGAUCCCUUUGGUUUUGGCUUUACUGAUUGUGAUCCGAACAUCGUUGGCGACCUUCUGCCCAGGCUCUGUCGAUUCAGAACCUGCAUCUUCGGCAAUUGCUUAAAUUAUUUACCAAACAACUUUGGUAGUGAAGGAAAUAUUUUCUAUUUUUUCCUGAAGCCUUCUGGAGAGGUGUGUUACGGGAUAAACUAUAAAGAUAUGGGAUGUGUAUCUAAAGUAUCAAAUGUCAAGAUGCCUUUCUGGGGAUUAAUAAAACUAUCUAAUGACAUUUCUUCUGUGAAAUUAAUGGAAUCUUUAGAAGGAAAUAAGACUGAAGACUUAAAAUCUCUAAGUGAACAAAAGCUUUUACAAUUAUUUCCUAUAAAAAUAAAUAUCGAAAGUAAAGAAAAUCAAAAAACUGACAUCAUAUUGAAGUCGACUGCGCCUGCACGUGGAAUAUCAACAGAGAAGCCAACUGACUUCUGGAGUAACGGAACUGCUUUUAAUUUAACUUUUCUAAAGAAUCUCCGUGACUUAUGUUUUCAUUCAGUCCAUGGAAAAUAUAUCAAACUAUCACCCGAUAAAACUAUAGCAAAAUGUGAGAUGCCUGCUAUUGAACCUUAUCAUGUGACUCACGAGUGCUACGUCUUCAGCUCCAGGCCUGUUGAUAUCAACGAGAAAGUGCACCUUAAAUUGGAAACAGUGUCAAAAAAAUACAUUAACGCUUUUAGUUUCGGUUUUACCGAUUGUGACCCAAGCAUUAUACCGAACAUUAUGAAUAGACUUUGUCAAUCCAGUCCCUGUAUUUUUGGAAACUACCUAACUGCUUUAUCACGCCAAUACUGUGUGAAAGACAAUUAUAUGCAUUUCUACGUAAAUACUUUAGGAGAAAUACAUUUUGGGAUAAACGAGGAAGAAAAAGGUGUUUGCUACCGAGGAGUUAACACCAGUUGUCGUGUUUGGGCUGUUAUCAAAGUUACCAAUUGUGUUUCAUCCGUAAGACUGGAAAGAAAAAAACAGGAUUCCUUCAAAUCAUUUUUCGCGGGAGAAGUAUCAUCUAUACUAAAGGCUUCAUCAACUGCUAAAGAAGAAGAAAUAGGAGCGUCGAGCAAAUAUACAAAAAGUGACGGUGAUGACGAGAGAAAAAAUAGUCCAGCAAACUGUAAUAUGCUCACUGGAAAGCUAAGAACAGAAACUACAACUAAUACUAAAGGACAAACUCUAUUCGACUGGGGGGUAGAAAGUACUGUGAAAACUGAACCUGAAUUCGAUGAGACUGAAUCAAAGACAGCACAGACAAGUGAAGAAGCAUUCACAUCAAUUCUUCUACCUAGCACGAGUGCAAAGAUAAAUCAACCGACAUUUUCUACCGAUGUCGAAAAUAUUCCAGAAUCAGCCGAUUAUGGUGUAAAACAGUUCGCUAAAAUAGUUGAAUAUCAAUUGCAUAGAAUACCAGAACACAGAAGAAUGAAAUAAGUAUGCUUAGAUGCCGAGACGGUGAUGCGACCGGUGUCACCACUUCAAAGAGAACCGGUAGUAAGAUUUGUACUCAGAGGCGCGCAUGCCAGAAGGUUCACCUUGUGGACAAAAAUAAAAAAAGAUUGCACAACCUCCCACGUCGAUGUUGCAAUGGACGUUCUAACUCCACUACGUUUUCAUAGAGUCCACGGACAGUCCAUAAAGCUCUCUAACGACUUUUGUACUGCGCAAAUUGCUACACCAAAAGAGAAUACUUUUUUCCUGACCCACGAGUGUCUGGCCUUCAGCUCUAGGCCUGUAGCUAUUAACGAGAAGGUAUACCUACGCCUAGAAUCACUUCCAAGGUCAUUACUGGAUCUCGUACACUUUGGCUUUACAGAUUGUGACCCGAACACUAUAGCUGACCUUAAGUCUUUAAUAAUACUAACUCAUAAUGUAACUACUGUAAAAUUUAUUGAUUCUCCAAAAGAAAAGGAAACUGAAGAGUUGAAACCUCCGAGUAUAGAGAAGCCUUUACUACCGGCUACAAAUGCUUUAGAUGAACCGAAGAAACAGUUUGGCAAUAUCAGUAACCUAAAGCUCAAUUCAACAAUGGAUACAGAAGAACCGGAAUCCUCCAAAGCUUUACAACCAGAAACAAACAUAGGAAAUGCGAAGAGACCCUUGGAACCAGAAGAUUGCGCAACCUCCCACGCCGAUGUUGCAAUGGACGAUCUAACUCCACUACGUUUUCAUAGAGUCCACGGACAGUUUAUAAAUAUUUCUAACGACUAUUGUACUGCACAAAUUGCACCAGAAGAGGAGGAGAAGAGUUAUUCACUGACCCGCGAAUGUGUCGCCUUCAGCUCUAGGCCUAUAGCUAUUAACGAGAAGGUAUACUUAAGAGUAGAAAAAGGUCCAAGCACGUAUAAAGAUUACUCAGGCUUAAGCAUUAGAGAUUGUGAUCCGAACACUUUAGCCGACCAUCAGUAUUGGCCACAUCUCGAAACGACGACAUAUUUUGAGAGCUAUAACUUUGAUGACAAAUACUUUAUCUGCCAUUUCUGUGUGAAGCCAUCAGGAGAAGAUGAACCGAAGAGACAGUUUGGCAACAUCAAUAACCCAAAGUUAAAUUUAACAACGGAUAGUGAAAAUUCGGUAUCCUCUAAGGCUUUUAAUCCCUUGGAAGAAGAAGAUUGCGCAACUUCCGAUCGAUUUGCAAUGGACGAUCUAACUCCACUACGUUUUCAUAGAGUCCACGGAGAGUCCAUAAAGCUCUCUAACGACUUUUGUACUGCACAAAUUGCGAUACCAAAAGGGGAGGAGGAGGAGAGUUAUCUCUUGAUCAGCGAAUGUGUCGCCUUCAGCUCUAGGCCUAUAGCUAUUAACGAGAAGGUAUACUUAAGAGUAGAAAAAGGUCCAAGCACGUAUAAAGAUUACUCAGGCUUAAGCAUUAGAGAUUAAAAGGAAACUGAAGAGUUGAAACCUCCGAGUAUAGAGAAGCCUUUACUACCGGCUACAAAUGCUUUAGAUGAACCGAAGAGACAGUUUGGCAACAUCAAUAACCCAAAGUUAAAUUUAACAACGGAUAGUGAAAAUUCGGUAUCCUCUAAGGCUUUUAAUCCCUUGGAAGAAGAAGCUCUGCGCACAUCUUACACGGGCGGUACUCCAAACAACCUUCCGCCCCUCAGCUUUCACUCCGUCCACGGGAAGAAUGUCAGAGUUUCAAGAGACGGUUCCAUGGCCCGACGCGUGGAGUCCUUCUGCAAAGGCAUCACGUUCAGUGCAAGGCCGGUUAGAGUCAAUGAGAAGGUCUGCCUUCGCUUCGUCGAGAUCUCAAACAGAUGGGAAGGUGGCAUCAGAUUCGGAUUCACCAACCAUGAUCCUGCUGCCUUAGCCCACUCGUUACCCAAUUCCGCAAGUCCCGACUUAACCGAGAAGCUCGGCAACUGGGCCCAGCCUUUAAACAAUAGAUUCAUGGAGCAAGACAAUAUCGUGUACUACUAUGUAAAUUCCUCUGGUGAUAUCCAUUUCGGUGUAAACGGAGAAGACAAAGGACUAUUUUUCUCAGGAAUAGACACAAGGAGUCCACUCUGGGCCCUAGUAGAUGUUUAUGGUAACUGUAUUGCUGUCCAAUUCGCUGACCCAAGAGCCCUCAGCCAGAUUAAGAAACACAGUCCUAUGGAAGAAGAAAGACUAGUCGGAAGCAUGAGAUCAUUGACUAUAGAGGAAUCGUUACCUCCACUAAGAUAUCAGAAUCCUUUAGUACCUCUAAGUCUGCAUAGGACUAAAGGCAGAAACGUACAGUUUAUCAAUGAUAGAGGUGUCGCAGCGAGAGCUGAUGCCGAAUUUUGCCAAGGAUAUGUAUUCACAGCUCGUCCAAUGUGUCUAGGACAAACCAUUGUUAUCCAGAUUUUGGCCACAGAAUCAGCCUACGUUCGCAGCUUAGCUUUUGGUCUAACAUCCUGCGACCCUGCAACUUUAAGACUGUGCGAUUUACCUGAUGAGUCUGAGUUAUUAUUGGAUCGACCAGAAUAUUGGGUAGUACAAAGAGAUGCUGCUAAUGCUUUAAGAACAGGAGAUGAACUGGCUAUCACAUUAACUUUAGAUGGAGAAGUACGCGUCAGCAGAAAUGGAUGUACUGCAGUUACAGUAAUGCAUGUGGACCACACAGUAAGACUUUGGGCGUUUGUGGAUAUUUAUGGAGCUACACAGAAAGUGAGGAUGUUGAGUACGCAAGUGCCUCAGCCAGCGCAGACCCCUCCUCAACAGCUACGCGUGUUGACUGGUUCAGCAGCUCCGAUUAAUGCCGGUGCUGGUGGCACAGUCCAACUGCCUAAUGGACACUCCGAGCCUCCGAGACUCGUAGAGAGGUUACCUAGUGGCCCAUCCACGAGCCGCCACCAACCCAUCUAUUCAGUAAUAGGCGAAGAAAACUUAACGGGGACCGAGUGUACUAUAUGCUAUGAAAAUCCAAUAGACAGUGUUCUGUACAUGUGUGGGCAUAUGUGUAUGUGUUACAGGUGUGCCGUCCAACAAUGGAGAGGCAAGGGGAGUGGCCAGUGCCCCUUAUGUAGAGAGCAAAUCAAAGAUGUUAUACGUCCAUACAAGUCCUGA
Messenger RNA from Arctia plantaginis, 6513 nucleotides. Lineage: Eukaryota; Metazoa; Arthropoda; Insecta; Lepidoptera; Erebidae. The record is from the annotation of a GenBank genome assembly.